Capronia epimyces CBS 606.96 is the source of this 567-nucleotide messenger RNA. RefSeq lists its product as uncharacterized. The record is from RefSeq and is a predicted model, not a curated record. Gene Ontology annotation, cellular component: Golgi membrane. Gene Ontology annotation, biological process: protein retention in ER lumen; retrograde vesicle-mediated transport, Golgi to endoplasmic reticulum. The coding region runs from base 1 to 567 and encodes 188 amino acids. NCBI's taxonomy places the organism in Eukaryota, Fungi, Ascomycota, Eurotiomycetes, Chaetothyriales, Herpotrichiellaceae. The transcript has 3 exons.
AUGGAUGGACCGGAGCCCGACACGACGCCUUUUGACGCGAUCACCACCCAGAGCAAUAAGCUGAUGAGGCAAUACCAAACCUACCUCGACAAAUCAACCCCCUACACUACCUACCGUUGGACUGCGACCGGCGUAGUCCUCGUGCUCUUCUUUCUUCGGAUCGUCUUCGCGCAAGGCUGGUACAUCGUCGCAUACUGCCUCGGCAUCUACUUGCUGAACCUAUUUCUGGCCUUUCUUCAACCGAAGUUCGAUCCAAGCCUGUCACAAGAUGAAGGUCUCGAGGACGGUGAAGGAUCGGCUUUACCCACCAAGCAGGAUGAUGAAUUCCGACCCUUUAUCAGAAGGUUGCCGGAGUUCAAGUUCUGGCACUCAGCGACCCGAGCCGUGGCCAUCAGCUUCGUCUGCAGUUGGUUCGAGAUCUUUAACUUGCCGGUCUUCUGGCCUGUUUUGGUCAUGUACUGGCUGAUCCUGUUUUCCCUGACAAUGAGACGACAAAUUCAACACAUGAUCAAAUACCGUUAUGUUCCUUUCUCCAUCGGAAAAGCCAAAUACUCUCGCAAAUCAUAA